AGAAUCCCGAAACGAAAGCAAAACUUUCCAGAAGUAUUGGCACACACAUACUACCGGCUGAGUAGAAGGACGGGGGACUGAAAACAGAGAGAAUAAGGGGGAGAAAUAUGUCUGUCACUUUCUAUGGUUGGGAAGUGGACUACGAUGAGGACCGCCACCUCAGAGCAGAACAAGAGCCUAAAUCUGGUAAGCAUUACACCAUGUACCAUGGUACCAACCUCAAGUCAGCAAGGACCAUCAUCCAAAGUGGCUUCCGUCAGUCCCCAGAUGGGAUGUUGGGGCCUGGGGUUUACGUAAGCCGCAACCAAAAGAAAGCCGAGCGCUACCCGCUGAACUCGUCCUACAACGACCGCGUGGUCCUGAAGCUAAGCGUCGACUGUGGAAAAGUUAAGAAAAUUGACAAGGACAACCACCCUAUGCAGAAGACCUGGCAUGCCAAUGGCUACGACACAGCCUGGGUGCCACCCAAAUGUGGUAUGAAGGCUGUUCCCAGCGGCCUGGAGGAAGACUGCGUGUGGGACCCUAAACAGAUCGAGGUGAUCGAUGUGGUGCUUGCGCCCAACGUCACCAUUUUGAAUGAACUCAAGCAGUCAAUCGCCCAGAAGUCUCCCCAAGCUGCUGCUGCCGCCGCCAACCCGCAGGUGUGCCAGCUGUGCAAGUGGAAAAUAGUUCCAGCGCACAGCGUUCAGACCUGCUGGGGCUGCGGGCAAACCAUCUGCACUCUGAUGACCAAACACAAGUGCAAUCACUGGGGCUAGGAAGCUGUUUUCCCGAAACCAGAGGGUGAUGAUAGAGCAAUAUGGCUGGAUACCGUUAAUGGGACAUGACCUGAUAUAGUGAUAUAUACAUUUAUUCAUCUACAGUAAGCACUUUUCUCCUGGGUCUGAAACCAAUCCCAGGGACGCCGAAGGAUGUACCCCAGUUCGUUGCUGGACAUAUAGUGAUUAUGAUUAAGUAUAAGUGGCACUUCACAACUCUUCUAUGACCCCAAAAGUAUUGAUGUCAAACUUUGUGUUCUUACAAGGCUAUAAUGUAACUUACUGUACAAAUAAGAGAGGCUUACCUAUGGCCAACAUAUUUGCAUCAUGCAAAAACCGUAGGCGUGAGUUGCAAAAGAGAAUGCUAAGCUGGGAUGACGUUGGAGAAGCAUGCAAACCAUGUUUUGCAGGAUAGUCUAAUAUUGAAAAAUCACAACCAUGUUCUAUGUAUGUAACUGCUCUUAAUCCUAGUGAGGUGUCACUUGCAAACCAUUUAAAUCUUUAAAGCACUACCUUAUUUGAUCCAAAGUUAAAAAUUCAUCAUCAUCUUAGGCUAAAUCAAGCUCCAUACAUCUCACACCUACUGUAAAAAAAAAAAAAUGUGAAAAAUGACAGGAUAGCCAAAUAUCAAAACCAUAUUUAUCAGUUUACUCCAGAACUGAUCUAACAGGUCAUAAACCAGACCAUACAUGAUGGGGGAAAAAUCAUACUAUCACUAUUUCAAUUUAUAAUACCCUAGAAAUGUAGUUAUUUUUGUCUGUUUUUAUAGAUACAUACAAAUACAGGAUAGAUAUCUGCGUGCAUAAGUUUGCUUUUUUUUAAAGCAACAUUAACAAAUCUCAAGGAAAACCAGUAGGGAGAAAGUGUGAUUUUAUUUAACCUGUCCGUUUUAUUCUAGCACUUAAAAAUCCUUGAAUCCUCCUAGCACUUUUAUCUUUUAAGUAGUGAUUUUAGAUCAAAUUCUAUUACAUUUGAAAGAAUUGGAUAUGGUGCUAUGCUGAAACAUGUGCCUUUGGAGUUCUUUUUUUAUGGUUUGGAUGUGAAUGCAAGUUUGUAACUGUAUGCCUUAAAAAUCUGUGCUUACUUGACUUCUACUCAAGCACAUUUUACAUUUAAGGGACUCUUCGAAUCGCAGUCUCAUAAAUAGGAGUAAAAUUUACACCCAAAACAGGGAUAUUGUAAAUGUACAGUAUAUUGUAAAUUCUGGUAACGGAUUUGUGAUUCGUCACUUUACGAUGAUGUAAAUUUCUACUUCUUGGACUCCACUGUGUAUUCAGACAAAGAUGCAAGUCUAGAACUCAGGAUGGUCGGACUGCACAACCUCUACCGCAUAAUUAGCCUUAAAGACAUGUUGGGAUCUGUGCAAGUUUUUUUUUUUUUAGUGUAUCUCUGGGUUAAUAUAAAGUUUACACCAAUUGUGUAUACACGGACACUGAGAAAAUGUAUAUAUAUAGAGAGAGGGAGAGAGAGAGAAUUUUUUUUUUUUUUAAUACUUGUUUUUUUUUCUUUUCACUGCCUUGUUAAAUUUUGUCAUGCAACAGUGAUAAGCCAAUAAUCUUACAGCAACAAUCUUUUAUUCCUUUUUUUUUAAUCUGAUCUGUUCUUUUAUCAAUUAGGUUUUUGUCUUGACUGUUAAAUGUAAUGGAUUAUAUCUUCUUUUAUGAAAUGAUAAUAAAUAAAAUAAAUG
This is a messenger RNA of Clarias gariepinus (North African catfish), 2445 nucleotides long. RefSeq names its product grass carp reovirus (GCRV)-induced gene 2p (gene gig2p). The record is from RefSeq and is a predicted model, not a curated record. The transcript is spliced from 2 exons. Lineage: Eukaryota; Metazoa; Chordata; Actinopteri; Siluriformes; Clariidae. Gene Ontology annotation, molecular function: NAD+ poly-ADP-ribosyltransferase activity. Bases 108 to 758 code for a protein of 216 amino acids. Gene Ontology annotation, cellular component: cytoplasm.